UCUGGGACACAAACAGUGGUCGGUAUGAAUAGCUUUUACAGCGACAUUAGCAGCACUAUCCACCGUGGAAUGAGGUCGACGAGACAAAACAACACCUUGCAAGCGGCGCGAGGACAAAUUGAUGUCUCUAGCUUGUUUUUUUUCCUUUCCAUCUUUUCCCGCUGUGGAGCGCGUGAGAAGAGGAGCUUGAGUCAGUAACGGCGGUUUAGUCUCUGAAAUGCAACGCUGGACUUUAUGUAUACACCGAGCUGGUUAGCUAACGACGGGAGUCGAUUAGCCUUGCAGGAAUUUGUGCUAGUGGGUUAGCUGAAUGAAAAUGCUGAAGAAGUGUUAAACUUCAUGCACAGGCUUUUUCCUUGCCAUAUUGGCCCUGUCCUCAGAGCCCGUCUUUCUCCGGUCCUAGGAGCUUUUUUUCAUCUUUUAACUCAACCUUGUCCGGAGCCGAAUGAUGACAACUCUGAAUAUGGCGUGUGUUGGAGACAAUUGCAGAACCUACAACUUCAAGUCUCUGGACUGGCACAUUACCCAGCUAGUGUAUCCAAGAUAAACAUUGCCAGAUCAAGCUAUUCAUGCAAUGGCAGUGGAGAGGGACGUCUACCUUCUCGUCUUUCUACACCUUCGCCGUCAGAGCAGCACAUCAAUGGGUUACUGUUGGUGAAGUCAUCAUCGUCGUCAUUAACAAAGUUUAUAUUUGUUGUCUCCAAUAAAGCUCAAUAGAUAAGCAGCCUCGGCCUCAUGGACUUGAGCUGGAUAUAAAAUCUGUCUGGAAACUUUACAUCAUAGCUGUCUCCAGGUCGGACAGGUCAUCUGUGCCCUGCUGCUGGUCCCCAGGGCUUGUUGGAGGGCCAUCAUGUCAAUGUCAGGGGGCACGACUGUGCAGCUGUUCACCAAGCUUGUAAAGCAUGCAGUGGGCAAGAUGCAGAUUCAGCUGAACCGCUGGCUGCAGAGAACUACCACAGAUGACUGUGACAAAAUUGACAUCCUAAUAUGCAGUGCCUUUGAUGAGAGAGGGGUCGGCAUAGGGAAGUCAGAUGGGGACCCUGAGGUUAUCAUCGACACAAGUGGAGCGGCUUUCACCAGCAAUGGAGAGUUCAGACAUCCGUGUUGUAUCACCACCUUCUGCUUCAAGAGUGCCCUGCUGGCAUGCAUCCUGACUGCUGUGUGCUUCUCCUCGGUUGCCCUUGUGCGGCAAUACCUCAAGGAUCUCCUGCUCUGGGUGGAGAGCUUGGACAGCUUUGUUGGAGCCAUGCUGUUUAUAGUUGGGUUGAUAAUUGUGUCCUUUCCAUGUGGAUGGGGAUAUAUUGUUCUUAAUGUGGCAGCUGGCUACCUCUAUGGCUUUGUGCUGGGAAUGGGACUAGUUAUGGUGGGAGUUUUAAUAGGGACCUUUGUGGCACACCUGGUGUGCAAACGGUUAUUGACUGACUGGGUGCUGAACAAAGUUGGGAACAGUGAACAGCUCAGUGCUGUAAUACGAGUGGUGGAAGGAGGAAGUGGACUCAAAAUUGUGGCCUUAGCCAGACUCACCCCCAUACCAUUUGGGCUCCAAAAUGCAGUUUUCUCGAUCACAGAUGUGUCCUUGCCAAACUACCUGGUGGCCUCCUCUGUGGGUCUGUUGCCCACGCAGCUUCUCAACUCCUACCUGGGCACCACGCUUCGGACUAUGGAGGACGUCAUUGCUGAGCAGAGCAUCAGUGGAUACUUUGUCUUCAGCCUGCAGGUCAUCAUCAGCAUCGGCCUGAUGUUCUACGUCGUGCAUCGGGCUCAGGUCGAGCUGAAUGCAGCCAUCGCUGCCUGCCAGAUGGAGCUGAAAUCAUCGCACAUGAACGGCUCCUCCACCAAUCACAGCAGCUUCAGCUACUGCAGCAAGAGGGCGACAGCUGGCAGCGGAAACUGCAUCAACGUGGUGUGACCUCAACUGACUGCACGUGCCGAAAGCCCUCAUGACUUGGUCACUGACUCGUAAGACUAUGUUGCCUAGGGGAACUUCAGACGGUGUCCAGAGCAUGCUGGUGGCAUUUUUUUUUUUUUUUUAUCAUUUUCAUCAUGACAUCUGAUUUUUGACCACCCAUGUGAGGAAAACCCUGAAAGCGUCUUAAACAUGCAGGACAACGCACCGCUGAUGAAUUGGUGCUGUGAAAAUGGUUUUGCGGUACAUCAUCACAGAAGUUUUGUACUCAGUUUUUCUGCUUUGGUACUUUUGAACAUCAGCUGUUACGGGAGAUGUCAAUGAAAUUAUAAUAUUUAGAAAUCUCAGAGGGGGGUGUAAAAGAUUUCCAGGCAUUAACUGCCUGAUGAUAUUAUGAAUGUGCAAUCUGGAGCUUUCUAGAGAACCAAGGAACUGAUUUUCCAUUUCCGUGUCAAAGGAAUGCCAACCUAUGCACCUUUAUUUCAAACGCUGUUUUUGUUUUAUAUCUGGUGAUUAUGGUUGUCUACUUCCAGUGCUCUUUUACAAUAUUAAAAACUAAGGGCAUUAUUGGGAUUUUUGGAUGAUUUGCCUAUUUAGUCCAGUUAAUUUUUUUAAGUGUCUUAUUUUUGGACUAUAAAAAAAAAGGAAGAUAAGCUCUCAGUGAGCAUUAAUGGCCUCUCCGAUUAUGUGAUUUCUACUGGUUUAUGACCACAUCAGCUGAAUCGGCUACGAGUGCCUGGAGAUGGUUUUGUACAUGUAAAAGCAGCUGGAUGAAGAGUAUGUUUCAUAUCAGGAAACUCAGGAAUGUUUCUGCCAGGAGAUACAGCUUGUUCUGCUGCUGGAAAGUGAGACGUCCUGUUAAACUUUCAUUUAAUUUUUGUCUUGUUUCACAUUGGCUUUUUUUACAUUUUCUAACAUAGCUGUGAGAGUAUAUACGUAAAGGAUUAUUAAAUAAUUUUUUAUUUAAAUUUGACAAUUCAGUGCAAUACACCUUGAAGCGAUCAUGAAAAGGGGGCAUGAAUGUCAUAUUCAGUGCUGAAACCAAACUAAUCAGAAAUGCUCUCAUGCAUACUAAAUAACACAAACCUAAGUACGUUUUAGGUUUUACUUACAGGUGAGUAAGCUAGCUUGAGAAAAUUUUAUUUUUUAUGUGCCAUAAAUUAAUACAACAAUGUUUUACUUAAUUACUUUGUGUUGGUAGACAUUACCAGUGAACCAUUUUUGUGAUUUUUAGUUUAAUACAACAAAUUCUAAUGGUAUAGAUUCUUUUGCACAGUCCAACAGACUAACAUGAUUUCCAUAUGAGCGUAUUUAGAAAUGAGGGUUUGUUGGAGAAAAGUAGAACUGGAUGUGACUGUAGUUGACAAUCGAACCUAACGUGGACACUACAUGAUGAAUGUGAUACUGCGUUUUCUUUUUACAUUUAUUGUGAUACUGCUCCCCAGACAACGUCUGGUUGAGUAAUAAUAAGGGCUCCUAUAUUAAAUAUCCAUCUCUAUAUCCCCCAUGAACCUGUUUUGUAAUGCUGGUAGAAUUUCCUUUGCUUUUCAGUUUAGUUUUUGUACAAACUUUUUCUCUAAAGGUCAGAAUCAAUGUUUGUCCAGACGCAUUCCACGCUGUCAGCGCUCUGAAAGGCUGUUAGUUCUUUUCAUGCUAAGUGUAGGUUUAAGGGCCCCUUCCUGUUUGAAAUUAGCAAUAAUGUUUGACAGUGAAAAGCAAAAAAAAAAGAAAAAUAUUUUAUUACAUCCGUAAGAUCUUUAGCCAAGUGUUGUUCAGCCCCCUUGUUGAAGAUCUGUUUGUUUAAAAGAAAGGAAAAAUAAUUUGAGUUGUAAGUCUACCUGUAUUUCACUGUAAAAUUGUCAUCAUUCCUAGGUUUGUGUUACAGUGUUCAACCUGCCUUUUACCUCCUGCUGCCUCUGAUGGAAAUGUCUGCGCUGCCUCUGAUGUGAAAGAAACUGUUGAUGAAAGCGGCUUGCUCAGUUUUGUAGCACUUUGUUUAGAGAGUCCCUAGAUUUAAAAAUAUUUAGAGAUCCUGUGUCUCCCUAAUUCAGCAUCAGACUGAAACGCUCCAAGUUUAGGAGUCAAAUUAAAAACCUACCAUGGAAGAGGAUGUUUAUGGCUGCUAGAGUUCCAAAAAAACUAUUUUUCCACACUUCACAAUCUUUUGAAAAUAUGGAAAUUUUUCUUUUUUUUCCCUAUUUUUGAUUAGAACAUGUUUUUUAAUGUCACCUUACAGAGUCUCUCCCCCCCAAAAAGUGCUAUUUAGGAAGUCGUUCUGCUUGGAUGGGGAAGAGAAGUGGAUGUUACACCAUGUUUAAUGCAAAAAUCAAACACACAAAACUUGAUCGGCCACUCUAUACACCCUAUCAUAUUAUAGCCUCUCAACUGGAAUUAAAGAUUGUGGGAAAAUUGGUGAUUUUCACUAAAGGCUUUGGUUCUUCACAGGUGGGCUCUACUUAACUUUAGAUAUAGUUAUGCAACAACUGAUUCCUGAGGGAAGUAUGUUUCAUAGACACCCACACAGGACCUGAACCUGGUAUUUAACUACACACCUGAGAGAAGGGCAGUGUGAUUAUUGGGUCAACUCAAGGGUCAUGUUCGGUGCUAUGAAACACAAUACUUCCCUAUCUGUAUCAAGUGCAUUACACAUAUACUGUAUUUUGUAAUACAGAGAAUUUUACAGUGUAUAAAUAUUAUUUAUCACUGUACGAUGCUUGUUCAGUGUUAUUUAUGAAGGAGAAAUUAAACUUGUCAGAAUUUGUUACAA
Molecule: messenger RNA, 4673 nt
Organism: Melanotaenia boesemani (Boeseman's rainbowfish)
Lineage: Eukaryota; Metazoa; Chordata; Actinopteri; Atheriniformes; Melanotaeniidae
Gene: tmem64
Product: transmembrane protein 64
Exons: 3
Coding region: 851-1909 (352 amino acids)
Source: RefSeq, a predicted model, not a curated record